This is a messenger RNA of Oncorhynchus nerka (sockeye salmon), 5435 nucleotides long. RefSeq names its product capping protein inhibiting regulator of actin dynamics-like. The record is from RefSeq and is a predicted model, not a curated record. The transcript is spliced from 8 exons. Gene Ontology annotation, biological process: negative regulation of barbed-end actin filament capping; maintenance of gastrointestinal epithelium. Bases 260 to 3874 code for a protein of 1204 amino acids. NCBI's taxonomy places the organism in Eukaryota, Metazoa, Chordata, Actinopteri, Salmoniformes, Salmonidae.
GAGGCGACGACAGGGCAAAUUCCAGCCGUUCAGACGCCUGUUUGGGAAGAGGAAGAAGAAGGCAGCAGAGCAGGUCUUCAAUACAGCAGAGCUGAAGGCUAGCUUCUCCACAGGGGAAGUGUCUAACGGAGUCAUCUCAGAUGAUGAGGAGACCAAUCAACAUCUGAGGGAGCUGAACUCCAUUGGGUCUCAAGCCCUCUCCCACGACAGUGUGUUUAUCCCAGAAGAAGCAGUACAGGAGCUCAGCCCAGAACAAACCAUGUCCCAGGAAAACGUCUCCGAUAAAGUCAGGAACUUGCAGCGGCAGAUAGCACAGAAUAUCAAGUUUGGCCAGAAGCACCCCUCUCUGAGGAAGAGUGAGGGAGACGAGGGCAGCUCGGAUGAAGAGGAGGUGCCCAAUAGCCCUCUGAGGGUCUUAGCCCAAGUGGAGGCUGAGCCAGUGGACACAGAGCCAAAGGGGGCCAGUCAGGACCAAGAGGCCGGUGAGAGCCAUGGAGCUCCCCAGGCUGAAGCCCCCAGCACUCCAGUGAAAUCUUCCAGGUCCAAACAAGUUCUUCCAGCCAUCGGCACCAUUGAGUCCAUCGACCUGGAUGAAGUCUCACAGUCUGUCCCUCGGCUGGACAACACCGCUGCCAAGCAUAAGCUGUCUGUCAAACCCAAAAACCAGAGGAUCUCCCGCAAGCACCACCGGUAUACACAGGAUCUGCAAGAGGUGGAUAUCCCUGGCAUACAGCAGGAGGAGAAAGAUGCAGCAGACAGCCAAUACAGGAACGCUGAGGAGGAGACACCCCCAGAGAAAACCAAGAAGCAGAAACUGCAGGAGGAGGAGAGAUGGGAGUCCAGGAGAAAGAGAGAACUGGCGGAACAGAGGCACAGAGAGGAAGAGGAAGAUAGGAAGAAGAAAGCAGAGGAGUGGCGGCUGUGUGAGUUAGAGGAGGAGCGAUGUUGCGAACAAGAGGAGGGACGUAUACUUAAAAAGGAGGAGGAAAGGAGGCAGAGAGAGGAGAUGGAGAGGAGGAUGAAAGAAGAAGAGGAGAGGAGGCAGAGAGAGGAGAUGGAGAGGAGGAUGAAAGAAGAAGAAGAGAGGAGGCAGAGAGAGGAGAUGGAGAGGAGGAUGAAAGAAGAAGAGGAGAGGAGGCAGAGAGAGGAGAUGGAGAGGAGGAUGAAAGAAGAAGAAGAGAGGAGGCAGAGAGAGGAGAUGGAGAGGAGGAUGAAAGAAGAAGAGGAGAGGAGGCAGAGAGAGGAGAUGGAGAGGAGGAUGAAAGAAGAAGAGGAGAGGAGGCAGAGAGAGGAGAUGGAGAGGAGGAUGAAAGAAGAAGAGGAGAGGAGGCAGAGAGAGGAGAUGGAGAGGAGGAUGAAAGAAGAAGAGGAGAGGAGGCAGAGAGCGGAGAUGGAGAGGAGGAUGAAAGAAGAAGAAAGGAUAGAGAAAGAAGAAGAAAGAAGGAUGAGAGAGGAUUUGGAGCUUAUGCAACGAGAGGAGAAGGAGAGGACAUUGGAGGAAGAGGAGAAAGAGGAAGAGGAAAGGAGUAGGAAAGAAGAAGAGGAGAGGAAGCAGUGUGAACUGGAGGCAGAGCGUCUUCGUGUAGAUGAGGAAAAGAGACUAAAAGAGGCAGAAGAGGAGGAGAGAAUGACAAAGCAGGUGAAGAAAAAGAGAAAACUGCUUGCAGAGGAGGAGAGGAAGAAAAAUGAGGAGGAGGAGGAGGAGAAGAGGCUGUGUGCAGAAGCGGCUGCGAGCAGCUCGGACCCUGAGAGGAAGAGGAGGGCUGAGGAGCUGCGCUGGAGAGAGAUGGAGAAGAGACAGAAGCCGUUCACCAUCAAAGGGUCCUCUGGGGAGAAGCAGAUCCUGUUCCAGAAGGUCAACCUAACGCCUGUUAUACCGGCCUCCAGUCAGCAGGGGAGCGCUGUGACUGAACACAGAGAGAGAGCCAAGGCCUCAUCGCUUGGAGGAGCUGACUCCCCCACCCUCCUGUCCUCUCAGUAUGUCCGCCACACAGCCAUCCCGGUGACAGGUGCCCAGCUAUGUGGGACUGCUGUCAACCUGGACCAUAUCAACGAAAUUGCUUGUAAGUCUCUCCUGGGUCUGGCAGAUGAAAAGAAAGCUGCCAUGGGAACCCCACCACCAACCAAGAGCAAGACCCCACCAGUACGUAAGUCUGGAAAAACCAAAUCCCUCAGUGAGCCCACAGACCAGUCCAGUGCAGCCGUUCUUGCAGAGUGGGCCAGUAUCCGCUGCAAGAUAUUUAAGGGGGCAGAGGAGGGGAAGUAUGAGGAAUACCCAGACCCCCAUAGCCAAAGCCGACCCAGCAGUGAGGACCAGAGUCCGUUCCCCCAUACCAACCUCAGGAAGACCAUGUCCGCCAGCGCCAAGUUCUCCAUCACUCCGGCCAGGAAGAAGUUUGCCGACUCCAGCAGGAACUCUGAGGUGUUGAAUCCGGAAGAGAAGGAAGGAGGAAGCCCAGCCUCUGCUCUCUCCAACACCUCCUCCAGCACCUCUGUUCCCUCUGCAGCCUCACCAGCCCCAGGCAGCAAAGCCCAGAGCAGGGAUGGUAAGACCGUCCGGAUCGCAGACGGAAAAGGGGAGUGCAUGUUUGCCAAAGACCUCCCAUCGUUCAUAGUCCCCAGGUCUUCCCAGUGGUCCCCCAGACCUGAGGGGUCAGUGACAGACGCUGUGAGCCUGGGAGGAGAAUCAGAGGACUCUGACGGCCGGGAGGAAGGGAGGGAGCAGGGCCAGCCCUCUCCGUUUGGGAUCAAGCUGAGGAGGACCAACUACUCCCUCCGCUUCCACAGUGAUCAGUCGACAGAUAAGAGGAAGAAGAGGUAUAGCGCCGGUGACAGCUUCAACGGUGUCCCCUCACCUCUGACCCCCAUUGACCCUGACUCUGACACCUCAGUUUUCUCUGAUAGAUCCAGCCCUGCGUCUCCAUUCAGAGAGAGCAUUCCCGGGGUAAAGCCUGGACAUAUGGUUGUAUCUCUUCCAAAGCCCCGGGCCAAGGCAGGCAAGUCUCCCACCCCUUCCAUGCACAGCGAGGAGGAGAAGCCUUCCAAACCCUCACUCUACCAAAGACCGAGCACAUCACCUAAACCUGCCACCCCUCCCCCCUCUCCACUCCUCAAGGUGGGCAGAGGGGGUUCAAGCGAUGCAGUGGUCCAGAGGACGAGGGUGGGGGCUGAUUCAGCUGGCCAUGAGGAGCGAGAUGAGAGGAGGGAAGAAACCUCAGCUGUGGCCCAGCUCCACAGGAACGGCCAGGGACAGGGGGGUCAGAGGGAGGAGGAGCCCAAGGAGAAGAGGUCCUUCUUCCCCUCCAUCAGUAUGCCCUGGAGGGAGAAGGCUGACAGGAAAACGGAGCUCAUCAGGAAAGAGGGGAAGCCAUCGCUGCAGAGCAGGCACUCGUUAGACAGCGUACGGGUCCAGGACAAGGAGGCGGGCCCUCCGUGGAUCACUCUGGCGCUGCAGAAACAAAAGGGCUUCAAAGAGCACCAGCAGAGCCGAGACGAGCGCCGCAGCAAUAGAGAGGCCAAACUGCCUGAGAAACAGGCCAAGGACAAAGACAGCUGUGUGUUGGUUAGUCCUUCAGAGGGUAAGGGGAGUGGAAACACCAGCCCUCCCAAAUCACAGACACCGGAAGAGGCCAAGAGACCAGACACCCUCCUGGGCUGCUUUGAGCGCCGGGACCACCUGAAGAAAGCCAACACUCUGCCCAGCACAGUCACAGUUGAGAUUGCAGACUCCACACCAUCGCCCCCUGCAGUGAAGGAGGUGACCAAGCGCUUCCCGUCCACUGACUCUCCCCAGGUGUCCACUGAGCCGGCCUGGUUAGCUCUGGCCAAGCGCAAGGCCAAGGCCUGGAGUGACUGCCCUCAGAUCAUCAAAUAACCUCCUCUCUAACCUCUACACUGCAUCAGUACUGUACACACACUGCCCAUGAACUAUGACCCCUGUCCCAAACCCUCCCGACCUCUCCUCUCUGCCCCUGCACUCUAACCUCAACCCAAGCCUCCCCCUAUUUCACCAUAACCAUGUACUUGUAUGAUUAAAAGUGUGUUUCACAUUCAUAAUAUAAACACAGUCACACAUUUACAAACACGAACACUCAGUACAAGCAUGCACUUAUACAAACACCUGAAAACACAAAGUUUAAGAUUACCUGGCUGUAUGUUAUCAACUAUAUAAUAUCUUCCAACAAGUCAAAAGAUCCUACUGUAGCCAAUCAUGGCCACUGCUGGCCUUUGCAAUAGCCAAUCCCAACCCUUACUUCCCAACAGUAGCCAAUCAAAGCACCACGGCUGUAAAUAGAUCAUGCACUUAACAUAAUACAAGAAAAAAAGCUUAUGUAUUGAAAAGAUCAAUCCCACAGGUCUGAAAAGGGAUAUAGAUUCUUCAUUCAAGGGUACUUUGGGAACAGUGUCUUAAGGGCUACCAGUAACCAAUAAACCAACAUGACAGAUGAUCACCCAGUUGUAUCACCCUUAGAACCACAAUAUUUCUGUUACCUUAUCUCAUGGGUAUUAUUUCAAGCACUGAUUUUAACAGUGAUGAAACAAUAUAUUUGUAAUCUCUGAGCCUUGUCUGCGUUGUACAAAAGCUUCUUUUUUAAAAACUUGUAUUCAAAAGCAGUACUUAGUAUAACUAUUCUCACUGUGCCCGUGAUGACUGUGACAGCUGUCUAAGAUACUAUAUUGCAGGGGAAAAAAAGAAAAAAAAAUCCCUUAACAAAGUUGUUUGAAAAUCACCGCAGUUUGUAAAAUAACACUAAAAUCUGUCAGAAUCAAAUGUCGACUUCACUGAAACACAGCACUAAAGACCAAGGUUCAAGUGGUUGAAUUGCACAGUAUUCUCACCAUUCUAAUGUGUCAUGGAUUUUGCUUUGCUAUGGAAAGAGACUACCUGCCUGCUCUAACAUCCCAUGUGCUCAAGUCACUGCUAAUGUGAUGAUCCAUAAGGCCUUUACAUGGUCCUCCAGCAUUUGGAAAGUCACAUUCUCUGAAUCCCAUCAUUGGACAAGUUAAACUCUAUCACAUCCUCUUAAUUUACCUCAAUGUGAUUUGAACCAAUCAGCCCUGCUGUAAGAACCUCUGCUGGGCUGUCUGUUGGUGACUGACAGCGUAUGGAUAUUUCUUCCAUCAUUAUUUUCCUCUCACUACUCAAUGUAAUGAUCUGUAUGUAUGGAUGUAAGUAUGGAUGUAUGUUAGAGGCGGUUUUACCAGGACAUUGGUCAGAAAAAAGCCUGCAAGGCUCAGUCAGUCACUUUGUCAUUUAUUUGUAUUAUUUUUUUUACAUUUGGUCGUGUGCAAUAGUGUAGUAUACAAAGUGGUGUAUGUAAAAAUAAUUGGGGUAAUAAUUGCACUUUUUUGUCCCACUUAAAAAAGGUAUUCAUGAGAACAUCUUUAAAGUGAUGCAAAUGUUAUGAAUUAUAAAUUAAAUACUGAUGUCUGAA